Messenger RNA from Nicotiana tabacum (common tobacco), 1001 nucleotides. Lineage: Eukaryota; Viridiplantae; Streptophyta; Magnoliopsida; Solanales; Solanaceae. The record is from RefSeq and is a predicted model, not a curated record.
GGGUGGCUCAUGGAACGAGGAGAGUUGAGGUUCUUCCCUUUUCGGAGCUGCUUUCAAUUCCUAAUUUCCAUUUGUUGAAGCUGCCUUCUGCAAUACUCAUCCUCCUUUUUGUCAUUCCACGUCUCAUCUCUUGGAAUUACAGCACCGUCACAAAAAAACAUACUCCUAUCAGAUAGAGGUUGACAUUUGAUUAAGUACUCAUUCAUUCACUCAUCAUUUUCAUCAUCUGCUUUAAAACUCUUUACACUUUUUCCUCACAUCUCCAUCGCCCCCAUCUUUCCCUUUCUUGCUUUUUUACUACUCUCUACUCUUUAUCUUUUGCCAUCAAACUCCUGGAGCUGGUCCAUAUAUACAAGAUAAAAACACUCUCUUUCAAGUCCAAUUAUUCCUUUUGAAAUUUGAAAUGGGCUGCACUCGGAAUUUCACUUGUCGCCAAACACUUCCUUAUCUUACAAUUUCAUUUCUCAUUCUCAUGAUUUUAAGCUUUUCCCACCUAACAUUCAAGGCUGAGGGUAGAAUUUUGCAUACAACUCACGGGCAUGACCAGACAGAGAGCGAAAAGAAUGCGAUUUUCAGAUCACAAAUUGGGUCAAGGCCACCUAGGUGUGAAAAAAGAUGUGGUUCUUGUGGACAUUGUGAAGCCAUUCAGGUUCCUACAAAUCCCCAAAUAACAAAUGGUAACAAGAACCAUACCGCAGCUACCAAAGCCAGCAGCAGUAGUAUAGCCUAUGCCAGAGACGAUGACAACUCCAAUUACAAGCCUAUGAGUUGGAAAUGCAAAUGUGGAAAUCUUAUCUUCAACCCUUAAAGAUACUAGUCCAAGUUUUGAUCAUCAAUGGAUGAUCUACUGUUCACUACAAUCCCCUUGUACAUGAAGAUUACUACUUUCUUGUCCAGCUUUAACCCAAAUAAUCCCUUAAAUUUGGGCGUAAGUCUAUUUUUGUCCUUAUUGUAUUACCUGUAAUCGGAUGAUCGUUUUAAGUUUAUAAAAGUUGAGCACU